Seminavis robusta is the source of this 1775-nucleotide messenger RNA. NCBI's taxonomy places the organism in Eukaryota, Bacillariophyta, Bacillariophyceae, Naviculales, Naviculaceae. The record is from the annotation of a GenBank genome assembly.
GAAGGGACCAACCGGUGCGUGCCGUUUUUGGAAGAGCACGAUGAACAACCCAAAGUAUCCCCCUUUGAGACACUGCAGUGGCUAGAUAUUCUCCGGAGAUCUCUCUCUGUUGUGGCUUCAUCGGUAGCAUUCUAGCACUCUUUGCGCAGAUUUGAGUUGCAAACUGCGAACAACAAAACAAAAAGAGCAUGAAUCCUCGUGUGAUUGUAUCAUUUGCACUGCUUUGGGUGGACCUUCUAGUAGCCCCCAUGGAUGCAAUGCAUGCCAACCAUUGGGGUCAUUUGCCUGAUCAACUCGCCUACUUUCCUUCGUCAUCUUCAGAAUCAGAUGAUGAAGAUUCUGACGAUGAUGGAUACUACGAUAGUUUCAAGGAGGAGUGGAGAACUAUUUCUGCCAAUUCAACUCGUCGUGUCUUUAACUUUGGGGUGGGAAGUUUGACCAGCUACGGUUCUCGACAACACACAGUUGAUCCAGUCAUGCCAGAGCCUCCACCUACCAUCGCACCAGCAUACCCCGAUCGAGUCCACGGCAUUGUACGAGAGCUUGGUGCGUGCUAUCAUUGGGCAGCUGCCAGUGCGAGGCCAUGUUUCCCAGACAGAGACAACUGCACUGUGCCUGUUGUAGGGGUGUUUUUCGAGAUAUACGAGGAGGAAUGGCCCAGGUUUCGAGACCGUGAAAGCAACUAUGACUUGCUGGAAAUCACCCCCAGUUUUCCACUCCCUCGAGGACUGGAUCCCGAUGCCUACUUCUUCGCUUGGGGGAACCUGUCAAGCAGUGGGGAAUCACCACAAUGUAACAACAAAUGGAGCCCAUGGGGCAAGUCUGUCGUAUCGACGGCUUACUGGGAUUACAUGAUUGGAGGAUUACUGGCGUGGGAUGGGCAGUUGUUGGACUCGGGGAGAUUCACUUGGGACCUCAUCGCCGAACUGGACUUGCUGGACGACAUGGCAUCCAAAGCGUAUCAAGUACCGAGUAUACCAUUGGCGGAACGCCGAAGGUUGGCCGUGGAUUUUGUAAGAUCGACAAAGCACUCCUCCAAUCUGCCCUGGGUCGACGAUCGCAAAUGCCCAUUCUCGGGUGACUCCAACGUGACACCACUAUCCAAUCUUUCAGAGAACGUCCUGGCAACGGGGCCCACAGCCGAGGCGAUUGGAACCGUCUCCCCUCCCUUUUCCAAAGAAUUCCACGACUAUGUCGAUGCCAUUUUAGUGGAAGGAGGGUGGGAGCACGGAGCACUCAAUAGCAUCCAUGAUCGAAUCGACGCCUGCCAAAAGUAUCAUGGCUUUCCCGAUCGCUCGGAUUGGACGAGAAAUCCGUAUUACGAAGAUAUUCGCCUCUUCUCCAAAUUGGUCGCACAAGUGGAGGUUUAAGCUGGGGCCCGUGCUUACGUAUAUGACCAGGACUUUUGAAUAUGCCAUCUGUGGUAGUCGUGCUUUGGUCUUUCUGGAGCAACCAGGGCAAUGGCAAACAUCUGCAGCAGCUUACAAUCUACCUCAGUAACUUCCCCUGUUGCUGGCCUCCAGCUAGGUACCUGGUACCGGUUUAUUUACCGGCACGACAAGAACACUUUUUGCUGCAAGGAAUGACAGUUCUGCUUGUGGUCAGGCCUACCAAAUAAUUCAAUUACUUCCCACCUGUUUGACACCUUGUGUACUUGUGUCCACUGCAUCGGUGAGGAGACCAACAGAUGCUUGGCGUGCUUGGAAACAAGUUGGCACCAUGGAAUUAGUCUAGAACUACAGAAUUAACUUGUAAGUUUCUUUUUCUUUCUGCCC